Fraxinus pennsylvanica is the source of this 510-nucleotide messenger RNA. NCBI's taxonomy places the organism in Eukaryota, Viridiplantae, Streptophyta, Magnoliopsida, Lamiales, Oleaceae. The record is from the annotation of a GenBank genome assembly.
AUGGCCAAACUCAACAAGACCACUUUUCUUGCUUUCUUCUUCUGCUUCCUCAUUAUUGCAUCCUUCGAGAUGCAAAUGGGGGAGGCAAAACCUUGCUCAAAACUCAGCAAAGGAUGGCGUGGGUUUUGUGCUCCUCAUAAAUGCAGCCGUUACUGCAUCCACCAUGAGGGAGCUUACGCUGGUGCUUGUCGAAAACAUCACCAUACAAAAGCAAGCGAAUCCCUAGCCCCUCCUAUGGCAAGCUCCAUGCUGAGCCCCCUCCCAGUUCCUGCACUGCCGGUCACAGUUGUCGCAUUUACGGUAGCAAAAGCAAGCGAAUCCCCAGCCCCUCCUAUGGCAAGCUCCAUGCUGAGCCCCCUCCCAGUUCCUGCACUGCCGGUCGCAGUUGCCGCAUUUACGGUAGCAAAAGCAAGCGAAUCCCCAGCCCCUUCUGUGGCAAGCUCCAUGCAGAGCCCCCUCCCAGUUCCUGCACUGCCGGUUGCUGUUGCCGGAGUUCAAGCAUACCCCUGA